UUGUGUCAUGUAGAGGUGGAAAUCGAGAUGGCUCCUUCAGGAAGUCCAAAGCCGGGAAACUGUGAAACUGGGAUCAUCCGCAGAACCGUGAAGUAUUCUGAGACGGACCUGGACUCUGUUCCCUUGAGGUGCUACCAUGAGACCAACAUUGAUGAUAUUUUGGCUGAGAAAGACGAAGUGGAUUCUGCCAUCGAGAGCCAGAAGGACAGUGAGAGCAACCAGAGCCUCACAGGAACCUUGGGGAAAGGGAGUGCUGUUCCUGGGAACCCCUUCACCGAGCACACUCAGGAGGAAGAGGGCAAGUGGCUGAGAAAUGGGAUGCAGACCAAGGAAGAUGAUGAGGUGUUUGAAGCCAUCCCACAGCAGCCGGAGAGGAUCGUGGACAGAGAUGCCCAAGGGCUACUUAAGUCUCCCGUGCCCUUCCUUCUGGGCCACAGCCUAUCCAAAGAUGGCAUGGAUUCCUUCAGCAAACACUUUGAGAGCAUCAUGGAGUCCCACCGAGCCAAAGGCACCUCCUACACCAGCCUGGAUUCCAUCGACAUCCUGUCCUCCCCUGUUCACGCCAACACUGGCACUUACUUCACCUUUGACCUCCCGACCCUUACCCCAGGUAUGCAAGAGCAGAUUCGAGACAGUGCCAAGCUCAUAGAGCAGAACUUUGCCCCUCUGGCCCUCCUGGAGCCAGACUCCGGAACGAGUUCUGCCACAGACGUCCCCUGGACUGAGCGAGAAGAGGACCCCCAGCAUGACCCCCAGAAGAGCCCUUCCCACUCGGAGGACAGCUUGGGGAUUCCCCUGGCCUCCAUCCUCAGUGACCACCCUCUCAGUCAGCUGGUCUCUGACUCGGACUCUGAGAUGGACAGCACGGAGCAGCUGGCUCUUGGGAGCACUGACACCCUCUCCAAUGGGCACAAGGCAGACCUGGAGGCUGCAAAACGCCUGGCAAAGCGCCUCUACAACCUGGAUGGCUUCAGGAAGGCAGAUGUGGCCCGCCACCUGGGGAAGAAUAAUGAUUUCAGUAAGAUGGUCGCUGGGGAGUACCUGAAGUUCUUUGAGUUCACUGGCAUGACUCUGGACCAGGCUCUUAGGUCCUUUCUGAAGGAACUGGCCCUCAUGGGUGAGACUCAGGAGCGGGAACGAGUCUUGGCUCACUUUUCUCAGCGCUAUUAUGAAUGCAACCCUAAAGCCAUCUCUUCGGAGGAUGGAGUUCACACUCUGACCUGCGCUCUGAUGCUCUUAAACACGGACCUUCAUGGACAUAACAUCGGAAAGAGAAUGUCCUGCCCAGAUUUCAUCGGGAACCUUGAGGGACUCAAUGGAGGCAGUGAUUUCCCCCGGGAUCUGCUCAAGGCUCUGUAUAGCUCCAUCAAGAACGAGAAGCUGCAGUGGGCCAUAGACGAAGAAGAGCUGCGCAAGUCCCUUUCUGAGCUGGCCGAUCCCCACCCCAAGCCCCUCAAGCGCAUCAGCAGCGGCGGGAACCCUUUCCUCGACUUCUCCCAGGACCCCAGCGUUGCCACCCACAAGCAUGGCCUCCUGGUGCGCAAGAGCCAUGCGGAGCCCGACUGCAAAAAAACCCCCCGAGGGAAGCGGGGAUGGAAGACCUUCCACGGGAUCCUGAAGGGUAUGAUCCUGUAUCUGCAGAAGGAGGAGUACAAGCCCGGCAAGGCCCUGGCAGAAGAGGAGCUGAAGAACGCCAUCAGCAUCCACCACUGCUUGGCCACACAAGCCUCCGACUACAGCAAGAGGCCCAACGUCUUCUACCUCAGGACAGCCGACUGGAGGGUCUUCCUCUUCCAGGCCCAGAACACGGAGCAAAUGCACUCCUGGAUCACGCGCAUCAAUGUGGUGGCUGCCAUGUUUUCUGCCCCGCCCUUCCCAGCUGCCAUUGGAUCCCAGAAGAAAUUCAGCCGCCCGCUCCUGCCCAGCUCCACCACGCGGCUCUCCCAGGAGGAGCAGCUGAAAAGCCAUGAAACCAAAUUCAAAGCUAUGGCAGCCGAACUGCUGGAGCACCGCGCCUCCCUGCCCGAGAGGAAGGUCAAGGGCAAGGAGUAUGAGGAGCUGAAGCAAAAGGAGGAAUACCUGGCCUUUGAGAAAUCGCGCUACAGCAUCUACGCCACUUUAAUGCGUGCCAAGCUAAAGACCGGCUCUGAAGACCUGGCGGCACUGGAAGCCGCUCUCUUCAGCACUGCCACGAGCACUGAGGGCCGCCUCCAGAACUCGCAGUCCAACCUUUCUGUCCACCAGGAGCCAGCCAGCACAGACCACCGGGUCAAGCGCAACCACCAACAAGCCACCAGCAGCCUGCAGAAGUCCUAGAAGGAGCCAGGAGCCCCCCA
This is a messenger RNA of Heteronotia binoei (common prickly gecko), 2336 nucleotides long. RefSeq names its product pleckstrin and Sec7 domain containing (gene PSD). The coding region runs from base 28 to 2316 and encodes 762 amino acids. The transcript is spliced from 14 exons. Gene Ontology annotation, biological process: regulation of ARF protein signal transduction. NCBI's taxonomy places the organism in Eukaryota, Metazoa, Chordata, Lepidosauria, Squamata, Gekkonidae. Gene Ontology annotation, molecular function: guanyl-nucleotide exchange factor activity. The record is from RefSeq and is a predicted model, not a curated record.